Apis dorsata (giant honeybee) is the source of this 885-nucleotide messenger RNA. Its product is annotated as chymotrypsin-1-like. The coding region runs from base 44 to 811 and encodes 255 amino acids. The transcript is spliced from 4 exons. Gene Ontology annotation, molecular function: serine-type endopeptidase activity. The record is from RefSeq and is a predicted model, not a curated record. Lineage: Eukaryota; Metazoa; Arthropoda; Insecta; Hymenoptera; Apidae. Gene Ontology annotation, biological process: proteolysis.
CAAUCAUAUUGAGUAUAUUACUUUCAAAAUUUUUCUACUCACUAUGGCGCAUUUCGCUUUAACUUUUAUUUUUAUUAUUAAUAUAAUAUUCAAUGGUAUAUUCGCAGAAAAUUUGGAAAAAAUCAUCGGUGGUACCAAUGCUUCUCCCGGUCAAUUUCCUUAUCAAGUAUCACUUAGAAAAUCCGGGCGCCAUUUUUGUGGUGGUACUUUGAUUACCGAAAGACACGUUGUCACUGCUGCUCACUGCAUUCAUGGUAUUGUAUCUGCGCCAUAUAAUGAUUUCACUAUUGUGACUGGUACAAUCAGCAAUAUAAAUGGAGGUCAAAGUUAUCGUAUUGCUAAAACUACUAUCAAUCCCGACUUCAAACCUAGCUCUUCUGAAUCUUACAGAAAUGAUAUUGCUGUAGUUACGCUUACUGAUACAGUCAAAUUAAAUACAUACCAAAAACCAAUUUCUCCAGCUUCUUCCGAUCCACCAGUUGGUGCAACAUUAAUAAUGUCUGGUUGGGGACGUACCAGUACAAAUGGAAAUCUUCCUGAAAUUCUUCAAACAACAAAUGUUUAUCUUAUGAGCAAUGAAGAAUGUCAGAAACGUAUUCCAAAUUACCAUAUCUACAAUGGACAAUUGUGUACUUUUAAAAGAAAAGGUGUUGGUAUCUGCAUGGGUGACAGUGGAGGUCCUCUUGUCUAUAAUGGUCAACUUAUAGGUAUCGCUUCCUGGGUCAUUCCAUGUGCUCAAGGAUAUCCUGAUGCUUAUACUCGUGUUACUCAAUAUAGAAGCUUUAUCAACCAAGUUGUAUUUAACAUAUAAAUUAAAUUAAAUAAUAAUUAGUGUAAAAAUUUAGUUUUUUGUUAUAUAAAUAAAGGAAUUUAUAUUAUUAUAUA